AUGAGCGACUGGCUCCAAAUACUGCACAAGAUGGAACACGAGGCCGCCAUGGUCACAGAGGCUACCGACAUCGGUGAGGGGAAAAGCGAGGGGAGUGACAGGGAGGAAAUAACCAUGGCCCCCGCCCACAUGUCGCACCACCCUUCGCGCCGGCAUGACAUUGCAAGUGAUCUCAGAGAAUACGCCCGCCACCUCCAAGUCAACAUGAAAAUGCGGAAACGCUGUCAGUGGCGGCUCGAAAGCGCCAUUGCUGCUCUCGAGGACACGGACUCGGACCUUGGACAGUAUCACCUCUGGACUCUUGGGAAGCCGACCACGUUCGACCACAAGACCGAGUGGAAGAGGAACUGGGGCGAGGAAAAAGUUGCCUUCUACAAGGCCAAGAUGGAUCAGACAAUGACGGUGUGGGGCCAGCUCGAGUUCGAACGAGACCAGCUCCUUGCCGACAAGCGGCUGUUGCAUCUUGAGAACAGCCAUACCUUUACGGAUUUCAUAAAGCUCAAGAGGAGGUCGGACCCGAGUGUUGAGGAGGUGGAGGACAUGUCUUGGGACUUGGAAUGCCCCGCGUGCAAGGAGGAGGCAGAGGAGGCGGCAGCCCGCAAAGCUGAGCGUAAGGCUUGGUGGAUGUUGCCCAGGAUUUCUCUUUCACGUCGGUUGUGA
Molecule: messenger RNA, 660 nt
Organism: Apiotrichum porosum
Lineage: Eukaryota; Fungi; Basidiomycota; Tremellomycetes; Trichosporonales; Trichosporonaceae
Exons: 2
Coding region: 1-660 (219 amino acids)
Source: RefSeq, a predicted model, not a curated record